This is a messenger RNA of Heterocephalus glaber (naked mole-rat), 1176 nucleotides long. RefSeq names its product electron transfer flavoprotein regulatory factor 1 (gene Etfrf1). The record is from RefSeq and is a predicted model, not a curated record. Gene Ontology annotation, cellular component: mitochondrion. Lineage: Eukaryota; Metazoa; Chordata; Mammalia; Rodentia; Bathyergidae. Gene Ontology annotation, biological process: respiratory electron transport chain.
GGGGUUUUCCGGUUGGUGCCCAGACCCGCCCAGCUCGCGGGUCGGACCCCGGAGAAGUGGAGGCGGUCAGAGCCUCGUCCGGCUGCGGCUUGCGGGGAAGGGCUUGUUGUUUUCCGGAUCCUGGGGUCUGGAGGCGGUGAAAUGUGUUAUCUACAAAAGUGGAUUAAUUUCCAUGUUAAAUGAAAAUGGCCAAUUCUUUAAGAGGAGAAGUAUUGAACCUGUACAAAAAUCUGCUGUAUCUUGGACGGGACUAUCCAAAAGGAGCAGAGUAUUUUAAAAGGCGUUUGAAGAAUGUUUUCCUUAAAAACAAAGAUGUGAAGGACCCAGAGAAGAUCAGAGAACUUAUUGAACGAGGCGAAUUUGUAAUGAAAGAGCUAGAAGCCUUAUACUUCCUUAGGAAAUACAGAGCUAUGAAGCAACGCUAUUAUUCAGAUGUCAACAAAACUAACUGAUCAUUAUUAUUAUAGGUUGGCUGAAAAUCAGUGCCAGCUGUCUAUAUCAAAUAUUGUGAAAUAAACCUAAAAAUGGCAACACAUAUGUAAAAAUAUCUGAGCUGUCUUACUGAACUAAAAUAACUUUCAAGCUUUACUGAUAUUAAGAGCUUUGGCCACAAUUUGGUGCUCAAUUUUUAUUACUAAAAUAGCUGUGCUACCAAUUGUAACUGAGUACUCAAUAUAAUACACUUAAUUCUCCAUUUUACUGAGAGAACACCAUUUAGUAAGCAAAAUAAUUUCUUACACAUUUAUUGCUCUUAACUUUUGAAGUACUUUUAUUUUUGACCCAAUCUGGUACACUGACGGACAUGUUCAAGGUCUGUUACAAAACAGACCCUAGUAAUAAUUUAAAUGCAAUUCUAGAAAUAUGAAGAUUAUGUCAGACCUUAAAAUAGCCUGACAAUGAUUGGCAUUAUAUAACUUCUGUUAUUUCCAUUCAUUUUGCUGCUGGCUCCUCCUGAGUCUUAAAACAGAUCACCAUUUAUAUAUAGGUUGUUUUCUUCCAUAAAAAAUAAUAUUACUUUACUUUUAUUGUCAUAAAAGCAACUUGUUUUGGAUCUACUUCUAUGGGUUAACGUGACAAUGGACCGAAUCCUAACAGGAUUUUAAGUUUAAAUAAACACUUAAGCCUUUUUAUAAUAUGCUUGGUAACUUUUAAAAAUAAAGAAUAUUUCUAACUUAA